Messenger RNA from Dendronephthya gigantea, 480 nucleotides. RefSeq names its product synaptonemal complex protein 3-like. Gene Ontology annotation, cellular component: synaptonemal complex. The record is from RefSeq and is a predicted model, not a curated record. The transcript has 4 exons. The coding region runs from base 1 to 465 and encodes 154 amino acids. Gene Ontology annotation, biological process: spermatid development; meiotic cell cycle. Lineage: Eukaryota; Metazoa; Cnidaria; Anthozoa; Malacalcyonacea; Nephtheidae.
AUGGCAAACAAGGAGAAGAAUGUUCAUAAGUUUACCACCGGAGCACUCAAGACAACUGACAAAAAAGUUGGUGAAAUUUGGAAGAAACAGAGACUAGACAGAUCAAAACUUCUGGAGGAGUUUUCAAAUUCUAUAAAUUCUGUCACGCAUCAAUGUGACGCGGAUGUUGUGACUAUCAAUGAAAAAGAGAAAGAGUGGGAGAAAGGGUUCCAGGAAAUAUUGAAUGGCGUGCACCAACACCGAAUAAUUCAAACUCAGCGCAUCAAAACGCUCAUUCAAAUAACUAAUACACUUAUGAAGAGUUUUGAAGACUUGGAAAAUUGUCAUUGUGAACAACAAAGCAACGUGCAAGGGGAGUUGAAGAAGGACAUGUCACAGUUGCAAAAAAAAAUUAUGAAGGAAACUCAACAGCAAGAGUUAUCGAAUGUCAGAAAAUCUCUUCAAACUAUGUUGGCCCAUGUAUAGACGUUGGACGAAUAC